Molecule: messenger RNA, 2657 nt
Organism: Bradysia coprophila
Lineage: Eukaryota; Metazoa; Arthropoda; Insecta; Diptera; Sciaridae
Product: protein-lysine N-methyltransferase SMYD4-like
Cellular component (GO): cytoplasm; nucleus
Molecular function (GO): histone deacetylase binding
Source: RefSeq, a predicted model, not a curated record
ACAGACAGUUUCUUUAGUGGGAAAUCAGUGUGUUGACAGAAAGUUUCAUUUUUUCGACGUUGCCUCAUACGAAUUACGAUAAAAUCUAAAGAAAAAUGUCCCACAGAGGCGAUGGUCAGUGGUCCAUUUUAACCAAUGUGUUGGUUGAUAAACAUUUCGAUGUAGCCGCGUGCAAUUUCACCAACGAGGUGUCGGUGAUAGAAUUAUGCCAAGAUCCAACGUUAUUGGAAUACAUGGACAAAUGGCUGUCCAAACUGAAUCAGAAGCGGCAACGAACAUCGAAAGUGGCUAAUGAAUAUAUUGCCCAAGGCGAUAAAGCUGCCUCUAAUGAAAUGCAGUACGACCUUGCGGCUGAUUACUACACGAAGGCCAUUUUCAGUGCUCCGAAGAACAGUGCUGAAUUGGCAAUAGCUCAUGCAAGCCGGGCUGGCUGUUUAGUUACCAGUGAAAGAUUUUAUGAGGAAGGAUAUUCCGACUGCAAGGCAGCUAUGCUAUUAUACCGGUUUCCGUUAGAAAGGCUGUCGUUACUGUUCGCGAACAAGCUUCAUUUAGCAUAUCUAACCGAGAAGGAGGAAUACAUUGCCGAAACACGGGUGGAAAUGAACCGAUUCCACAUUAAAAUCGACUCAUCGAAAGAUGCGUUUUUCAAGCGGUACGUUGCGCAAGGGAAAAAAUUUGAACGUUCCGACGACCAACGGAAUGUCGAACCAAAGGCACCGAUCCGAAACAAAGAGAUAAUCGAAGACAGAAAUGCAACGGUGGGACGGUUUUUGGUAACGAAAGAAGCGAUUAAACAGGACGAACCAGUCUAUUUCGAAAAGGCGUUCUCGUUCGUCCCCUACUACAAUUACAACGUAACCGAUGAAAUUGCAUACACUUGCCAGCACUGUGGCAAAGUUAAUUGUCUACCGUUCCCUUGCUACGAUUGUGCACGAGCAUCGUAUUGUUCGCCGGCGUGCCGGACCCAUCAUGAACCGAUCCACAAGUAUGAGUGUGUUGGCCAUCAGAAGAAUUUAUGGAGCAAACUGGGCAUUGGCUAUUUGUCAUUUCGAACGUUUUUGGUUGGCUUCAAGGACAUCGUCGGAAUUCUCGAGAAAACCGAAGGGUUAACGGUCGACGAGGUCUGGUCGAUUUUGGCGUUAGAUUGGCACAACAGCUUUUCGUAUGGCAACGUACUGCGAUUGUUAACAGCCAUUGAUAAAGUGGAUGUCAAACUGGUUCUGCGGUUUGCAUUGACCGCACAAAUGUUGACCAUCUAUCUGGCCGACUAUACGAACUUCUUCAAAGACUUGCCGCCCAUCUGCUUAGAAAUAAUGGCAAGUGUUGAUGGCUGGAAGAGAGUGAUCUCGGCACUGCUGCUGAAACACUUACUACAGAUUAAUAUCAACGGUAAUCUGGGAACGCAACUGCAACUGAUGACACCAACGGGGUAUCGAAAGUCAUACGGCUAUGGUUCGUACAACAUUCACCUGGACGAUCUCCAUUUGGUCGUGACACACUCGGUACUCUUUGCGGCUAUUUUUCCCACCCUAUGCAUGGCCAACCAUUCAUGCGAUCCAAACAUCCGGUGCAUCGUCAGCGGAAUGCACAUGACCGCAUAUGCAACUCGGAAUAUCGGUCAAAAUGAAGAGCUGCUCAUCAGCUACGGACCAACCUACCAGACAUCAUCCACCGAUGAGCGACAGAUGCAGUUGAAAACGGACUUUUUCUUCGAAUGUAAAUGCAAUCGUUGCGUGUCGAACGAUGAGACAUGGAUGCAGUACUUCGAGUAUUACUGUACCGACCUGGAGUGCAAUGUGUUCGUUGAAUUGGAUUCGAUCAUCGAUACGCGCUGGUGGUAUUACAUGGAUGAACCGGCAUAUUGUGACGAGAUCGGUGACAGAUUCAUUUGCGCAGAAUGCGGCGACUUGUUGCCCAUUAAUCCGGAAAUGAUGAAAAAAUUCGAACGGGCGGCACUCGGGAAUAUCGAGAAGAGGGGAUACUCGUUCCACAGCACCGACAACUACAUUGUGACCAAAAAUUUGCUGGACUUGUACUUCAAAGCAACAAAAUGUCUGGGAAAGUACCACGAAUUGAAGGCGAGACUGUCGCACAUGGUUCUGGGAUAUUGCAUUUUGGACUCGGAUGUCAAACUCUUUCCCCGCUUGGCCUACGUUACCAUGGAAAGUUUGGUGAAUCGAGAGGAACGCUACGGCACCCUCUCAUUGGAAUUCAUACUGGCGUCGACGUAUGCCUUGAGCAUAUUGAAAAUGGCAUCGAGAAUCGAAAAGACGAAUACACUGCAGCCGAUGGCACGCGACAUUACCAAAAUUCGACGCAUACUGAACUUGUCCCAGAUCGAAAAAUCGAUAUGCAUUUUACCGGAGUCGCUGCAAACAGUUUUCCGUAACAUCAUUCGGGAUAUUAGGCGCGACAUGGGUCCGUCGGCCAUCGGCAAUCAGUUUAAUGUUAGUAGCAGUUAUAAUGGCGGCAACGGGUGCCAGUCGGAAAAAUCGGUUGGGUGAACAGGUCGAAGCAAUUCGUUUUUAGGCUAAAGUUGGAACUGAAUUUGAAACUAUUUUUGUAGAGACACACAGCGGUCGAUUAAUCAAUGUAAUUGUUCGUCUGGAUUUCUGUUUGUUUUGUGUUUGUUCUAGCAGCCAAUUGAUUUUAAAUAA